Messenger RNA from Eupeodes corollae, 2540 nucleotides. RefSeq names its product heparan sulfate 2-O-sulfotransferase pipe (gene pip). Gene Ontology annotation, molecular function: sulfotransferase activity. Gene Ontology annotation, cellular component: membrane. The coding region runs from base 584 to 1789 and encodes 401 amino acids. Lineage: Eukaryota; Metazoa; Arthropoda; Insecta; Diptera; Syrphidae. The transcript is spliced from 6 exons. The record is from RefSeq and is a predicted model, not a curated record.
UAACCAGGUGCGCCACGAAUAAAUAUUAAGUUCGUUCACUUUUCUGCAAGCGUUAUUGUUGUUUUUGUUGUUGUUGUUGCUGUCACUGUUCGUGGAGUGUAUCUGUUCGUCGUAUAAGCGGUUUGUUUCUUGCUACCUUGUCAUCCGUAUUGUUAUAUUGUAAAGCACUAGGUAAGCCAUUCCGGACUCUGGAGACGGAGAGUCAGAUUUUCAAAGCCAGAGCCGAAGUUUAAAACGAAGCUAAAGCUGAAGCCAAAACUGAAGCCAGACUCAGACCAUCAUCAACUAAACAUUGGCUGCUCCAAAAGGCGGUCAAACGCUAUUCGAAACAAUCAGUUGCUUCGCGAUACUCAAUCGCUCAAGACGUAUACUCUAUAAUUCUGAUCAUAAAAAUUAAAGUAAAUCUUUUACCACCAAAACUUAUAGCAUCAUCAAUCUAACAAUCGCGAAGAGGUUUUUCUUUUUUGAUAAAAUUUUGUGUGUCUUUUUCGGUUCUUGGAUCUUAAAAAGCUUUAGGCCAAUCCGUGAUUGUCAAUCAAUCUAGAUUUGUGUGUCAAUUGUGUGAGUGUGUAGUGAAUUUUAUAUGAGUUUGAUGGUUGACAAGAAUUGCAUGAAGAUGAAGAUUCGUGAUGUUGAGAACGCAUUUCGAUAUAGACGGAUACCUUAUCCAAAAAGGUCCGUUGAACUCAUCGCUUUAAUUGCAAUCUCGUGUACAUUCUUUCUAUUUAUGCAUACAAAAAAUUUGAAUACACGUCUUCGUGAGAUGGAGGUAAAAUUGCAGCCCUCAGAAUUUUCAGCACUUGGCCUCACUGGAGAACAUCAUAUAAGUGGAGGAGGUGAUGGCUCUAGAAGUGGGAAUGACAUCAACACACUCCAUGGAACAUAUCAAUAUCUUAAAAGCACUGGACAGAUUGAAACUCUUAGUCCUGAGAAAUACAACAACACACCUAAGGCCGAAGUAGAUAUAUUAUUCUUUAAUCGUGUCCCCAAAGUUGGCAGUCAAAGCCUGAUGGAAUUGAUGAAACGUUUGGCAAAAAUCAAUGGAUACAUAUCGGUGAGAGAUAAACCCCGUGAAAUGGAAACAAUUCUAGUUACAUCGGGAAGAGCUUAUCAAAUAGCUGACGAGAUAAUGGAAUUAGCUGAGCCAGCGGCGUAUUCCAAGCACAUUGCUUAUAUAAAUUUCACCCAACUCGAUUUUCCAAGGCCAAUUUAUAUCAAUCUUGUUCGAGAUCCUAUCGAAAGACUUGCUAGUUGGUUUUAUUACAUACGAGCUCCAUGGUAUAUAGCCGAUCGGAAAAAGCACUUCCCCAAUACAAUACAACCGUCUGCUGAAUGGCUUGGGAAGGAUUUUGCAACCUGCUUACGAAAUCAUGAUCCUGAAUGUAUUUUUGAGCAAAACAGUAUCAGAAAUCUAGGAGAUCACAGACGCCAAAUGCUGUUCUUUUGUGGACAAGAUGACGCUGUCUGUUUACCGUUCAACUCGUUCCAUGCCUUACAAAUUGCGAAAAGGACAGUGGAGAAAGAGUAUGCUGUUAUUGGCUCAUGGGAGGACACUAAUAUUACACUUACGGUCUUGGAAAAAUAUGUUCCGAGGUUUUUCACUCAGGCCUUAGAUGUUUAUCAAAAGAGUCAACAUUCCUUGGGAAAAGUUAAUAAGAAUACAGCAAGGCCACCAGUAACUCAAGAGAUAAGAGAUUUACUUAGUCGAAAUAUGACAAAUGAAAUUGAAUUCUACCAAUUUUGUAAACAAAGAUUGUACAAACAAUAUCUUGCUGUUACUUUGAAAUAAGAGAACAAUCAAAACAUGGAUAGAAUCGGCUAAGGUUAUUUUGAGGGUAUUUUUGCUAUCACAAUCGACUUCAAAAUUUGUGUAUGGUAAUAUAAGUAAUGAAUUAAACGGUGACUUCCCAGCUUCCAAAUAUGACGUCUAAGUAUUUAUCAACUAUCAUUUAAAAUUUAGAGACCGUACAAUUGCAAAAAUGGAACAAGUUUGUCCAAAUUGUCUCUUUUUUCAGUAAAAAGAAAAUAAACGUACUUUUGUAACCUGAAUUUAUGAAGAUUAAAGACAUUUAUUAUAAAAAACAGACAUGGAAACCAAUAAGAACAUGUAAUUGUCAAUCAGGUUUACAGCUUGAAACUUUUUAUCUUCAUACAGUAGGUUUUCAGUUAACUUUCAAUGAAAUAUUGUUUUUUUUUCAGAUAUUACCAAAUUUAGUUUCUUCUUUUUCAGUUCUUACUAAUUUUUUUUAAUACAUUAUUUUUGGAAGGAAACCACUAGAACAUUAAAGAUGUUAUACCAUUUUUCAAGCUUCUAGUUACUCUAGCCAUAUUAAGCUUCAAACUUCGAAUUGAACACUCAAACAUUUUUGUUGUGGAAGUUACUUAACAUAAAAACGAUUAUCAAAAUACACAGAUGGACGAUUGUGACUCAUUUACUGUCAAAAAACCUUAGCUGUUUUCAUCCCAAGACUAAAGAUCGCAAUUAUUUUCCAGCAUGUUGGAUUUUGGAUAUAUGCUUUAGACUAACAAAUUUUAGCAAA